This is a messenger RNA of Carassius gibelio (silver crucian carp), 4241 nucleotides long. RefSeq names its product NACHT, LRR and PYD domains-containing protein 3. NCBI's taxonomy places the organism in Eukaryota, Metazoa, Chordata, Actinopteri, Cypriniformes, Cyprinidae. The transcript has 11 exons. Gene Ontology annotation, molecular function: protein binding. The record is from RefSeq and is a predicted model, not a curated record. Bases 156 to 3008 code for a protein of 950 amino acids.
AUGUAGAGCUAUGAAUCGAUUUACAAUACGGAAUACUGAAGGGUUUUAUAGGGAGCUUUAUAGUUAAUGAAUUUACCAGUGAUUUCUUUGUGUGAAUCUGUGUGUAAUUAUAUUUUGAUCAAGAGUCCGUGGUGAAGCUCAGAUUCUGUUUCCUCAUGGAUGACACACAAACAUCCAGAGAUGAAGAUCUUUGUCCUGAAUGCAGUUCAGUUCAUCAGAAGGGAUCAGAAAAACCAGAGCCCAGCUGUAUCUCUAUGGGGAGUCACAAGUCUAUGGAUUGGCCAUUACAGUUUAAGAAAGGAGAUACACAGUCUGAUCUCAGUUCAGUUCAUCAGAGGAUACCAGAACCCAGCUGUGUGUCUAUGAAGAGUGAUCAGUCUUUGGUUUUGCCAAUAAAUUUUAAGAGGAGAGAUCAUGGUUCAUUUCAUCAUAAGAAAUCAGAACCAAAGCCUGGCUGUGUGUCUAUGAGUGAAGGGCCUGCGAGUCCUCCACUACAUCCUAAGAGUAGAGAUACACAGACUGAUCUCAGUUAUCAAGUCCUCAGCACGUUUAGAUCAAAUCUGAAGAGGAAGUUUGAGUGUCUGUAUGAGGAAACAGCGAUGCAGGGAAACCCAACACUUCUGAAUGAGAUCUACACAGAGCUGUACAUCACAGAGAGCGAGAGUGGAGAGAUCAGUAAUGAACACGAGGUGAGACAGAUUGAGACACAAUCCAGGAGAGCAGCAACAGAGGACACACCGAUCAAAUGUAGAGACAUCUUUAGAGCUUUACCUGGACAAGACAAACCCAUCAGAACUGUGCUGACAAAGGGAGUCGCUGGCAUUGGAAAAACAGUCUCAGUGCAGAAGUUCAUCCUGGACUGGGCUGAAGGGAAAGAGAAUCAGGACGUCCAGCUCAUAUUUCCUCUUCCUUUCAGAGAGCUCAAUCUGAUGAAAGACAAAACACUCAGUCUUUCAGAUCUUCUUCAGGUCUUUUUCCCUGAAACAAAAGAAAUUGAAAUAUCCAGUGGCAAAUAUAAAGUGUUGUUCAUCUUUGAUGGUCUGGACGAGUGUCGUCUGUCUCUGGAUUUUCAGAGCGAUGUGAGGUUGUGUGAUGUAAGUGAAUCAGUCUCAGUGGAUGUGCUGCUGACGAACCUCAUUGUGGGGAAUCUGCUUCCCUCUGCUCUCAUCUGGAUCACCUCCAGACCAGCAGCAGCUGAUCUCGUCCCGUCUGAGUGUGUCCAUCGAGUGACAGAGGUACGAGGCUUCAAUGAGCCACAGAAGGAGGAAUACUUCAGGAAGAGAGUCAGUGAUCAGAGUCUGGCCGAGAGGAUCAUCUCACACCUGAAGUCAUCAAGGAGCCUCUUCAUCAUGUGCCACAUCCCAGUGUUCUGCUGGAUCUCAGCCGCUGUUCUGGAGAAGAUGUUGAGUCAAGAAGGGAGUGGAGAGAUUCCCAAGACUCUCACUCAGAUGUACACACACUUCCUGCUCCUUCAGACCAACAUCAAACAUGAGAAGGACUAUGAGAAGAAGGUGACAGAUGAAGAUAUGAUCCUCAAACUGGGGAAGCUGGCUUUUCAGCAGCUUGUGAAAGGCAACCUGAUCUUCUACGAGGAAGACCUGAGAGAGUGUGGCAUUGAUGUGACAGAAGCAUCAGUGUACUCAGGAUUGUGCACUCAGAUCUUCAGAGAGGAGUCUGGCUUGUAUCAGGGGAAAGUCUUCUGUUUCGUUCAUCUGAGCAUUCAGGAACAUCUAGCAGCUCUAUAUGUGCAUCUCUCCUGUAUAAACCACAACAGAAAUGUGUUUGAGCCAAUCACCAAGCAGAGUUUUAUAUCUAUAGUACGACAAAAUUCCUCAGAUGUUUCAUUAUCUGCUGUGCAUCAAAAAGCUGUGAAUGAGGCUCUACAGAGUAAAACUGGACAUCUGGAUCUUUUCCUGCGGUUUCUUUUGGGUCUGUCAGUGGAGUCUCACCAGAUUCUUCUACAAAGACUAAUGAAACAGACAAGAAGCAGAUCUGACAGCAAUGAGGAAACAGUUGAGUACAUUAAGAAGAAGAUCAGGACCAUUGACUGUCCAGAGAAAUCCAUCAAUCUGUUCCACUGUCUAAAUGAACUGGGUGAUCGUUCACUAGUUAAGGAAAUACAACAGUAUCUGAGAUCUGGAACAAUAAGUGAAGCCAAACUCUCUUCAUCUCAGUGGUCAGCUGUAGUUUUUGUGUUGUUGACAUCAGAGAAGAAGAUGGAUGAGUUUCAUCUUGAUAAGUUUGUUAAAAGAAGCAAAGCUGAAAAUAUGAAAGUUCUUCAGAUGCUUCUGCCAGUGGUUAAGGAAUCCAAAUCAGUUAAUUUAAGAUAUUGUGGUCUCACAGAUGAAGGUUGUGCUGCUCUGACGUCAGCUCUGAAAUCAAACCCCUCACACUUGAGAGAACUGGAUCUGUCUGGAAAUAAGCUAGAAAGUUCUGUUGGGACAGUGCUCUGUGAUCUUCAUUGUAAAUUGGAAUUACUAAAGUUGAGUCAUUGUGGUCUCACAGAUGAAGGUUGUGAUGCUCUAACUUCAGCUCUGAGAUCAAACCCUGGACACCUGAGAGUGCUGGAUCUCUCAUUAAAUAAAAUGGGAGAUUGUAAAAUGAAUCUGCUCUCUACUGUACUGAGGAAUCCUCACUUUAAACUGGAGAAACUGGGGUUGAGAAAUUGUGGCAUCACAUUUGAAGGUUGUGCUGCUCUGACUUCGGCUCUUAAAUCAAACCCUGGACACCUGAGAGUUCUGGAUCUGGCUGGGAAUAAACUAGGAGAUUGUGUGAAUCUGAUCUCUUCUGUACUGGAAGAUCCUCCCUGUAAACUACAGAUACUGUGGUUGUGUGAUUGUGGUAUCACAGAUGAAGGUUGUACUGCUCUGGCUUCAGCUCUGAGAUCAAACCCUUCACACCUGAGACAAUUGGGUCUUUCAGGGAAUGAACUAACAGGUGUUGGUGUGAAGCUGCUUUCUGAUCUAAAGGAUGAUCAACAUUAUGAACUGAAAGUAUUUUUCUAUUGACUCUCAGUAUUUAGAUGUCAGUCCAGUUUCUUGUGGAUCAGCUGAUGGUAACGAAGCACUACAGAAACACAGUCACACAAUCAACAGAGACUGAAGACAGAGACACACAGUGGUCACACUGAGUUCACAUCGUUUUCUUUUUUGCGUCUUUUGUGGGUCUGUUCUUUUGAAUAACUGAUGUCAUCAAAUUUUCACGAAUAUCUGUUAAGUCAUCUGCACACAGCCAAGCUGCUCAAAAUUCGAUGUAAUGCAGGACAAAAGCCAGACUAAUAUUUGUAUCUGUGUAAAUGCAUUUAUGCCACCUCUGAGCAGCAUUAAACAGUCUGUGUAAAGGCACACAAAUGCCAGUACUUCUGUGCCACCUUUGCAUUAUAAAUUUGCCAACAGAGGACCUGAAUGUAUUAUUUGGGGUUGUUUUGAAUUUGCUGUAUUGAUCACAACGUACACUUACACUCAAAAACACUCAGUAACACUCUAUAUACACUACAAGCAUGUGAGAAUGAGAUUCAUUCAUGAAUAACACUUUCUUUUUACAUAUUAACUUUCAGCGUAAUUUAGUAUAAUAUGACAAUUUUACAUCAGGGAGCCUGACUACUGAAUAGAAAUAAAUAUUUUAAAUGUUACCGUUUUUACCUAUAAUAUAAACUUCUGGAAAACAUUUUAUUGUUUACCUAUUUUAUAUAUGUGAUAUAUACAUUUAACUUUAUAUAUUACAUUUAACUGAUCUAUUAAAGUGGACAGAUUACUGAAAUAUUUCCUUAGGCCUAUCUGGUUGAAUAGUGCUUACUAAACUGGAGUCUUUGUCUGGAUUUAUCUACUCUACAUGAUCCUUCCCUUUUCUGACAAGAAAAUAAAGUUACUAAAUUGCAGUAGAAUUUUAAUAAUGUAGGCAAAAUGUUUUUUUUUGUUGUUGUUUUUUUUUUUUUGCAGUGUGAUUUCUUUAUGCACUUGAAUGAUCUGGUUUUCAUGGAAUCAUUCCAUACUUGAAGUUACUGUGUAGUUAACAUUCACUCCACAUAACUAUUUGGAAUAACUGCUCUAUCAUAUUUAGAAUAAAAACUUUGUUUAAUGAUUGGAUGGCUCGAAGUAUGUAUGAUUGUAUAUUUUCACUUUCCUUUUUUGAUUUUGGAUCAAACCAUUACAGCUUCAGAUUACGAGGUUUUGAAUGACUGAAAAAUGUCAUUUGUAUGAAGUUAAACAGUGUAAAAACAUCUUAAAAAUAAACCAAAAUUG